AUCAUAUUAUAAAUAAGGAACAUGGCGGUUUCUUUUUUACUAAUAUCAAAGUAGGUGUAGUCGUAAAUGAAACUAGAGGUAAUUAUUAAAUUUUUCUUAGGAAUGAACAAAAAUAUAAUAGUAAAUAUAAUCUGAUGUGUUUUGUUCAAUAAAACAAUUUAAUAAAAAUAUAUAUUAUUUGUGACAUUUAAUACAAUUAUAAAGAUAAAUCAUUCUGCAGCUUAGAAAAUGGUAAAGUUAUAUGCGUUGUCAGUUUUAUACAAAAAUCCUACGUCAGCGACAACGUUGAAAGCUGCUUAUGACGUAGAUAGAUUUUCGUUUUUUCAAAGAGGAAGUGUAAAAGAAUUUAUGACAUUUAUAAGUAAAACUAUUGUGGAAAGAACUCAGAAUUGCUCCAGACAGAGUGUAAAAGAAGGAGAUUACAUGUGUCAUGUGUUUGUACGAGCAGAUAAUCUUGCUGCAGUACUUAUAUCAGAUCAUGAAUAUCCUAGAAGAGUAGCUCAUACGUUAAUUACAAAAGUUAUGGAUGAAUUUGCAUCUAAAUAUCCACAAUCUACAUGGGAUACAUUAAAUGAAGUUAUGACUGAUUUUGCACAGAUAAAUGUAUAUUUAGCCAAAUAUCAAAAUCCUAAUGAAGCUGAUGCUCUUACUAAAAUGCAAAAUGAUUUAGAUGAAACAAAGAUUAUUUUACAUAAUACAUUAGAAGCUGUUCUUAAAAGAGGUGAGAAUUUGGAUGACUUGGUUUCUAAAUCACAAGGGCUUAGUGUUCAAUCAAAAGCAUUUUAUAAAACUGCACGUAAAACUAAUUCUUGUUGCAGUUUAGCCCCUUAAAAUUUUUGUUAUUAAAAAUUACUGAUAUAUUUCAGUGAAUAUUAUUGUAAUUUUGUAAUUUUAACUCAAAAUGCAAAGGAAUUAGUAUCAUACAAAUUUUAUUAAAAGGAAUAAUUUCUAAAUUGUAUAUGUAAUUAGCAUCAUGUGGUAAAAUUCAAUAUUUUGUGUAUAAAUUUAUUGUAUAUAAGAUAUAUGUAUUAAUGCACUUAAAUGGUGUAUCAGGUUACUGCCAAACUCAUUUAAUUGACUUCAAUAUUUUCUAUUGAUUCAUAAUUAUUUUUUUUUCUUAUA
Apis florea (little honeybee) is the source of this 1122-nucleotide messenger RNA. It is a transcript of the gene Ykt6, whose product is annotated as YKT6 v-SNARE homolog. Gene Ontology annotation, cellular component: Golgi apparatus. NCBI's taxonomy places the organism in Eukaryota, Metazoa, Arthropoda, Insecta, Hymenoptera, Apidae. Gene Ontology annotation, biological process: endoplasmic reticulum to Golgi vesicle-mediated transport. The record is from RefSeq and is a predicted model, not a curated record. Gene Ontology annotation, molecular function: SNAP receptor activity.